Adelges cooleyi (spruce gall adelgid) is the source of this 1561-nucleotide messenger RNA. RefSeq lists its product as uncharacterized. The coding region runs from base 202 to 1530 and encodes 442 amino acids. The record is from RefSeq and is a predicted model, not a curated record. NCBI's taxonomy places the organism in Eukaryota, Metazoa, Arthropoda, Insecta, Hemiptera, Adelgidae. The transcript is spliced from 4 exons.
UUCUCUACAAGCUCUAAUCUUAAUAGACAUUUAAAAGUCCACCAAGGUAUUAGGUUUGCAUGCGAAGAAUGUGAUUAUGACUUCAAGUAUCAAGGGAAUCUAUCCAGACACUGCAUUGCCAAAUACACUGGUGCGAGGCGAAACAGGCGUCCAGGAAAUCCUCUUCAACAAAGGGCAUCGGUUAUUCAGCACACAUCACACAUGCCUUCAACAUCUGGUUUAGGUCGACAGGCAGAACAACAGUUUUGGGGAAGCGCAGACGACGAAACAUUUGUCCAAGCCGAAAAUAAUAUGGCGUCAACUUCAAGAGUUGCUACAGGUGUAGAUAAAAGAUCGUUGGAAGAACUGUGUGACAGCGAAGGCGAUGAGGCAUGCUUGCAGGCUCUUGAUAGUAUAACGGGCAACAGAGAAAACAACGCAAAUAAUAAACGGUUGAAAAGUCACCGUUUAGCUGCAGUAACGAGAGAAGGAUUCGUUUUGACCACCACAGGGUUUAGAGGUUUAUGUAAAGCCUAUUAUAAGAAAAAAUUUAAUCAAUUAGCGGACUAUGAAUCUUUCUUGGCUGAAACCAAACCUCAACUAAUCGAACUUCUUACAACACUCGUUGCUGAAAAUGCCAUCAAAUAUACGUUGAAACUUGAGUCGACGUACAAAAUCCCAUCCACCGAGGUUCUUGAAAACCGGGCUUUCAAGACGUGUGCGAGGACAUUGCUACCUGAGACCAUCAUUGAAGACCAAAUAACUGAUGACUUUAACAAGUUAUUAGUUGAAGAAGAAGACAUGGCUGGCAAAGGAUCUGGGUUUUCUCUGGAAAAGAUUGAUGGUAUAUUAGUAGAUGUGUUUCAAUAUUCGCCUUUCGGUGGCUCAUCGUAUAUACCACUCCCGGAAGCCAUUGAAAAUAGGAAAGCAACAGUCAAUGUACAAAACACGGAUCAGCAAUGUUUUCGAUACAGUAUAUUGGCAAAACACGUGACUACAGCUAACCCGCACAGAGUAACACACUAUGAAGGUAUGACAGACCGGUACAACUUUGCCGGAAUUAGUUUCCCCACUCCGUUGUCCGAAGCAAAGAAAUUUGAGAAGAAUAAUAAAGAAGUGUCCAUCAAUGUUUAUGGUUUCAAGAAAGGUAAUCGUACGUAUAAAAACAAGGCGAAGAACAACAUUCCUAACCAUAACAAUGAAAAAAAAGAUUACAUUAUUAUUCCAUACCGAGUAUGCACCAUUGAGCAACCGAAUCAUUUCGAUCUGUUAUACUUCGAUGAUGGGAAAGGCAACUUUCAUUAUUGCUAUAUCAGAAACCUGACACGACUGGUCGGUCAGCAAAUGUCAAAAAAUAACAAAGAAAAGGCCAUAUGCAGACGAUGUUUCAAGACUUAUGUGGAUGAAGCAGGAAAAGCCCAAAAGGAAUCCAGACUGGACGAGCAUAGAAGAAUAUGCAACAAAAAUGAAUCUGUAACGCCAAUUCUACCCCCACCAAAAACUUAUAUGAAAUUUGAAAAUUAUGGUAAUACUCAAAAACAUGAUUUGUGAUUUAUGCGGAUUUUGAGUGUUUGUUGAAGAA